UUGUGCAUCAGUUCCUCAGUGCAAGAGGUGCAAGAAAGAGCUCCUACGACUCUCCUCACAGCCGCUGCUCCCACACGAGGAUACGCUUUGAGAGGCAGACACACACACACACUCGUCACUUGCGCAUCAUGAAGGUUCUCGCAGUGCUUCUAUUCGCCACUGCUGCCCUCGCCGCCCCGCAAGGAGUGGAUAUCGAGGACGCAGCAGAAAUAGUGCCAAGCAAAACAGUGCCUGGCGAGGAGGGAGGCGAGGAAGGCUUCGUGUUUAUAGUGCCACGCUGGAACCCCUUCAGGAACAUCUUCAGGAACAUCUUCUCCGGCCAGCCCAGCGUGCCAGAGACAGAGGGGGGCGUGGUGUUCGACGGCGCCCCUGAAGAUCCCAGUGGGCGGCGCGGUAUCUUCUCCUUUAUCAACAACAUCUUCGGUCUGGUACCCACGCCCUCUGAGAACGCCACUGUCACCUUCAGGAACUCGUCCAUAGAGGUGAUCAACAUUGGCGGUGUUCCCAUGCAGGUGAACCGAACGAUCGUGGAACACACUGACACUAACGGCUCUGUGUUCCGUCGCGUGGACCAAAGGAUUCUCGGGCCCCUCAACGCCACUGAUGCUGUUACUACUGAUGCCCCUAAUGCUUCUGACGCCACCCUCCCCAACGCCCAAGAUGACGCUAAUGAGCUCGAAGACUUUGGGGCUCAAAUGCAGACACACCACCUUCAGAAGCGUUGGGUGUACCUCCUGAAAGACGCCCUCAAGAGAUUCAAGAACGAGCCCAGCCCUUCCCAUAACCACCUGGAGGAGGAGGAGGGGGAGGAGGGGAAGGAAGAACACGCCCUGGAAACCAAUGCCAACCUUGUGCCGAUAAGAAACGAGGAUGAUAUUGCCGUGAACUACAUCAACGGACCCCUUCCAGUGAACCCCGAUGCUCAAAUCUUUGACCCUGAGCUAGUGAGAGAGAGCGAGCGCAGAUUUUGGGAGCGAAGAGGCGAUUCUGCAGUGUCUCGGCCCUCCAGAACCCAGCCAGUUAUGUCCCAGCCUCUUAGAACCCACCCAGUCAUGUCCCAGCCUCUUAGAACCCACUCAGUCAUGUCCCAGCCUCUUAGAACCCACUCAGUCAUGUCCCAGCCUCUCAGAUCCCACCCAGUCAUGUCCCAGCCUCUCAGAUCCCACCCAGUCAUGUCCCAGCCUCUCAGAUCCCACCCAGUCAUGUCCCAGCCUCUCAGAUCCCACCCAGUCAUGUCCCAGCCUCUCAGAUCCCACCCAGUCAUGUCCCAGCCUCUCAGAUCCCACCCAGUCAUGUCCCAGCCUCUCAGAUCCCAGCCACGUAUGUCCCAGCCUAUGAGAUCUAUCCCCGUGGCUUCCAAUAGGACAAGACCGCCCAGAAGUGCCUCCGUUAGGUUAUAAAUUGUUUGCAUUAAUUUCCACUCAUAAGUCAUUAGUCAUGCAUCAAUUAGUCACCGUGACAAGCAAAUGGUUGUUAUUUUGCUUUCCUCGAUUCUCAUGAUUCUUUUUUUCUCUUCUGUUUUAUUCAAUUUUUUUUUGUGUGUGUGUGUUUUUUUAGUUCGUUAGAGCAGCUUUUUUGUUUUAUUUAUUUAUUUAUUUGUUUUUCUUUUUUUUUUAAUAUGUGUGUGUGUGUGUGUGUGUGUGUGUGUGUGUGUGUGUGUGUGUGUGUGUGUGUGUGUGUGUGUGUGUGUUUUCACCUGUCGUAAAAUUAUUAAACAAAUGUAAGAUACUCAAUAAGUAAUUAAAACAACAAUAAUAAUAAUAACAACAACAACAAUAACAUUAACAGCAACAACAGCAGUAACAAAAACAACAACAACAAAAAACAAAAAAUUCAUCACAUAUACAACACACACACACACACACACACACACACUAGUCCAUGACAAAAAAAAAUAACAAAAAAGAAAGAAAUUGUGCCAAAGUGUGCCAAAGAGAUUAAUGUCUAGUGAAUAUUGAAAGAAAUGCUAAAUACAGGAAUACCAAAUGUCUCCUUCAGAAUACAACACCAAUUUACAUUUUUUUUGCAUUUUUCUACAUUUUUUUACUACUUUCUCCAUCUUUUUCCCGCCUAAACUACAAAUCUGGCACAUUUUCUUCCUACCCGUUCCAUUUUUCUUACUUGUAUCGUAGCAUUAGUCUGUUUUUGUACUUGUAUUUAAGAGAGAGUAGAUUAUAAGCAGUAAAAACAAUUCAAUAAAAAUAAAAAGCAUUCUUAGUCGUCCCUAUUUCCAGAUACAGAGAUAAAAUGUUACGCAGGAGCUGAUUAGAUUUUAUGUCUCCUAUUUUUAUACUUUUGUCUACGAAUAAACAUACAAUUUUGA
Messenger RNA from Portunus trituberculatus (swimming crab), 2323 nucleotides. RefSeq lists its product as uncharacterized. The transcript has 4 exons. The coding region runs from base 129 to 1400 and encodes 423 amino acids. The record is from RefSeq and is a predicted model, not a curated record. NCBI's taxonomy places the organism in Eukaryota, Metazoa, Arthropoda, Malacostraca, Decapoda, Portunidae.